AUGCCAUCCUCAUCAAAGAGCAUCGACACCAACCUCUCUCGAAUCAACAUCGACGAAUCAAGCAAUUCCAUCCAUCUUGCCCGCGAAGAGAAGCCCGAACCCCGCGAUUACUACAUGUAUCUCCUCCACGCCGAACAAGGCCGAGACAAAGACACCCGACGCUCAUCCCUCCUCGCCCAAAAGUUCACCACCAAGAAGAACUUGACCACCUUCACCUUCGAACCCCUCCCCUACGACAAACUCUGGGAAGGCGAUUUCCUAACCCACUUCAAAGCCCACCCCAAACGAAUCGUGAUAUUCCAAGUACUCCCAAUCCCCGACACCCAACCCUUUCGCGAAAAGAAACUCGUCCUCGGCUUCAACUUCGCAACAAACGAACUCGUCGGCUACACCCUCGACCCAACCAACCUUCCCAUUGAAGAAAUACACACACAACCCAAUAUCUGGCGAGAAUGUCGCGACUCCCAUGCACUGUCAAAGAGCUGGCCACGCCGCAACAAAGUACUGGCAAUUUCCACAACCCGCUUCUACGAAAUGAUCGAUUUCACUACGGAAUAUUUCGGCAAAUUUGGCGGCACUAUGCUCCGCGAUGGAAUUUUGCACUUCUUUAAGGAAAUUUCCACGCCUUUGCAUGCGAGUCUGGAUAUUGUUGUUGUUAUUCAAUUGGCGCAGUUUUUGGCGGACUUUGUCCAUGUGCUUGAAGAUGAUUGGGGGCGGGCGAGAGCUUUGUUAGAGAAGUGUGAUGCUUAUCAGGAGCUUUUGCGGGAUUUGUUGCUGAGGACUUCGGUUGAUGUUUGGAUGACUUCUUAUGAGGUUUUGAAGGUAGGGAUGGGUGGGGUGCGGGAUAAGGAUGCUUUGUCGAAGGAGGAGAGGGGUGGAAUUCAGGUUUUGAUUGAGGAGAAGGUUGAAGAGCAGACGAAGCAGGAUAGACAGGACUGGGGCCAGAGCCGGAGUCAGAGUCGAAGUCGGAAUCAUCAACAGCCGUACGUACAUGACGCCGAGGAUGAUGAACAAGAUGCCGCACAGCAAUACUUACAGCAGGGUGUGCAAGUACAGGAGGCUACGCGAGGACCUGGGCUGAGUGGCAUUUACUUUGCGCCCGCUGGCGAUGGCAGGGGACAACCAGAUGGGGGGGAUGGGUUCUGGACUUCAGCAUGGGCUGUAUGCGACGACUUAUGA
This is a messenger RNA of Penicillium waksmanii, 1179 nucleotides long. RefSeq lists its product as uncharacterized. NCBI's taxonomy places the organism in Eukaryota, Fungi, Ascomycota, Eurotiomycetes, Eurotiales, Aspergillaceae. The transcript has a single exon. The record is from RefSeq and is a predicted model, not a curated record. The coding region runs from base 1 to 1179 and encodes 392 amino acids.